CUUCUCUCUACACUUGCCCAUGAGGAUGCGCUAAUCGCCCUUACACACUGGCGAAUCUGUAAGAGAUAUGAUAACCAGAGGGCGGGCUGGUAGCUGAGGACAGUCGAGGAAAGACUAUUGUACACGACGACAAGAAUGAAAUGAUUAACGCCUCGCGAUAGUGCACUUGAUAUUGAGAAAUGCAAAAGACGGAAUUAAACAAUUAAUUUGGAUUUGUCUGGAAAACUUUUUUAUUGUUUUUAUAGUUAUUCUUUUGCAUGGACUGUUUAAAUCAUUUUUUAUGUACAUCAAGUUCUAAUAUUGGUGGAAAGUUUUUCAUAGGGUCUCCACAGUGGAUAUCGCCUCAUACAGCAGCUGUGUGAGUAAAAUACUUGCAGGAGAUAAGUUGCAUUAUUCCCCUCAACUAUGUCCAUGCCUCCAAGCUUUGGAUUUACCCAAGAGCAGGUUGCCUGUGUCUGCGAGGUCCUUCAGCAAGGUGGGAGUAUUGAACGCCUCGGACGCUUUCUGUGGUCCUUACCCGCUUGUGAUCACCUCCAUAAAAACGAGAGUGUAUUGAAAGCCAAAGCCGUGGUAGCCUUUCACCGAGGAAACUUCAGGGAGCUUUACAAAGUAUUAGAGAGCCAUCAGUUUUCACCGCACAACCACCCCAAACUACAACAACUUUGGUUGAAAGCGCACUACGUUGAAGCGGAGAAAUUGCGCGGUCGUCCUCUAGGCGCAGUGGGAAAAUACCGCGUCCGCAGAAAGUUCCCUCUUCCUCGCACAAUCUGGGAUGGAGAGGAGACAAGUUACUGUUUUAAGGAAAAGAGCCGGUGUGUGCUAAAAGAGUGGUAUACUCACAACCCGUACCCUUCCCCGAGGGAGAAGAGAGAAUUGGCCGAGGCCACGGGCCUCACCACGACGCAGGUCAGCAACUGGUUCAAGAACAGGAGACAGAGGGACCGGGCAGCGGAGGCAAAAGAAAGGGAAAACGAGGGCGCAAAUCCAAACGGCCACAACUCAUUGACCUCUCACGUGAACGAAAAUAAAUCUCUAUGUGAAAGUUCAGAGGACGACAAAUCUCCCUCUGCGACCCCAGAUCACAACUCCAUGAGCCCUGCCCUCCUCAUGCCCUCCAGUUCAGGUCUGCCACCCCUGCACAGCUUUGCUCCUCCGCCAGGCCCAAGCGGCUGCAUCAUCCCGGUCAGCAGCUCUGAAAGUCACCAUCACUUCUCUAUGCACGACGGCCUUCUCAACACCAUGACGGCCAGCCUGGUGGAACUUGGAUCAUAAGAAACAACAUUAUAUGAUCUUUGACUUUUUUCCCCAACAAAUGGCUUCUUUAAUAUAUACAAGACAUUUUAUUAGUCGAGCUUACAGGACAUUAGAAAACAAAAUACCCAAACUAUCAGAAGACGGCAACGUGCAAGUUUACCUAUACCUGAAGAACAAUGUUUCCAUCAGAAAUUACUGUAACAAUUUAAUAUAACCAAGGAAUAGUUUUUGAUAUGUGCAGCUAUAAAAUUAACCAAUAAAAUCUAUUUAAAAGGUCGAAAUAUGCUGG
Molecule: messenger RNA, 1543 nt
Organism: Paramisgurnus dabryanus
Lineage: Eukaryota; Metazoa; Chordata; Actinopteri; Cypriniformes; Cobitidae
Source: RefSeq, a predicted model, not a curated record